AUGACGACAGCCAUGCCUCGUUUAAGGGGAGUGCGGCUCUCAUCCCCUCUCUCUUAUAUCUUAAGAAGACCGGCUUCUACCUCUCCCCUCCGGCUGGCUGUCCCUUUUCCCGCGACACGCUCUCUCACGACAACAUCCUCUUCUUCUCCGGCACGAAAACCCGCCCAAUGGCCUCGACAUUUCCGUUCAAUUCUUUACGCUAUAAUAUUCGGCUUAUUUGGCUAUCAUAGCAUUGACCGAAUUGUGGAUCAGUUCGCGGGUCCUGUUUACCAGCCGGACACACCAGAGGAUCAGGAGGCGCAGAGACAAAUCCGUGAACAGUUUGACAAGUUGAACAUUGUGAAGGAGUUAAGAGAAAACCCGGAAUUUGUGGAAUGGGAGGCAUACGGGAACUUUUCGCCUGAAGAGAAGAGGAAAAGGCUUACAACCGGAGGGCUCAGGGGUAGUAGAGCCCUCUCGUCGCAGCGCGUAUUUUGGAACGAAAAGGACAAAACCGCCAUAUCUGUCCUUUUCCUUGGUAAUGGAAUUGACGGAUGGCCCGGAGUAGUCCACGGUGGUGCGCUGGCUAUCUUACUGGAUGAAGGCAUGGGUCGAGUCGCUCUUCGUUGUGUUCCAGCGCGCACCGGUCUCACUGCCAAUCUUAACAUAGACUACCGCAAACCAGUUCUGUCAGGCCAAUUCUGUACUGUAACUGCUAAAUAUGUCCCAGAGAAAAGCAACGAUCGGAAGGCUGCGAUAAAAGGGGAAAUCAGAGAUUCAAUGGGCCGUCUAUGCACCGAAGCGAGCGCACUGUUCGUUGUCCCACGCACCCUGACCCUGAGAAAGCUUGGCGAUGGCUUUUGAAGUAAGUUAAAACGAUUAUAAAAGGUUUGCAUCGCUUUGAGUGGUCUUUUCUGGGCAAUGUUUCCAGCUGGAAGGAAAUAUUGGAUAGCAACACAAAUCGCACGGCACAGUGUAUGAACCCCAUGGAUCUUGCGCGACGGCUGCUGGUAGCUUACGACAUCACUUUUUUUUUUAGAAGAGAA
Messenger RNA from Coccidioides posadasii C735 delta SOWgp, 1025 nucleotides. NCBI's taxonomy places the organism in Eukaryota, Fungi, Ascomycota, Eurotiomycetes, Onygenales, Onygenaceae. The record is from RefSeq and is a predicted model, not a curated record.